AUGUUCAAAAGCGGGCCCAACUAUACAAAGCUGAAAACAAACUUGAGGUUGAUUAUCAACCGUUUGAAGCUAUUGGAGAAGAAGAAGACAGAGAUGGCUUUGAAGUCUAGGAAAGAAAUCGCAGAUUAUAUCUCUGCAGGGAAGGAAGAUCGGGCUAGGAUCCGAGUAGAGCAUAUUAUCCGUGAGGACUACCUGGUGGAGGCAAUGGAGCUGUUGGAGAUGUACUGUGACCUGCUGCUGGCCAGGUUCGGGUUGAUACAAACACAGAAAGAGCUGGAUCCAGGACUUGAGGAAGCAAUUGCAACCAUCAUCUGGGCAACUCCAAGGCUACAGGCUGAUGUCCAGGAGCUGAAGGCAGUCACUGAGGAGUUUACUCUCAAGUACAGCAAGGAGUUUGCACUGGCCUGUCGUGGAAAUAACCUUAGUAAUGUUAAUGAGAAGGUCAUGCACAAAUUGUCAGUUCAGGCCCCGCCAAAGCCCCUUGUGGAGCGCUACAUGGUGGAGAUCGCCAAGACUUACAAUGUUCCCUUUGAGCCAGACCCCUCAGUCAUGCAGAACGAUGAGAUCCUCAUGGCCGAGAAUCUUCUCAUAGAUCUGGAUGCGGAUGACAAGAAGCAGGGUCGUGGUGGUGGUGGUGGCGGUGGAGGUGGCCUUAGGGGACCUCCGCAGCCGCUGAAUUUUCCUCUAUAUAGCGUUCCGGCGCAGCAAGCUCCCUAUCCAACAGCUGGAGCCGUUCCUCCCCCUCUGCCCUCACAGGGACCGCAUGGAGGUUACAACGGCUACCCCAGUCAACCACCUGCCUACAACUCUGGAGCACAUUCUGCUCCUCCUGGCCCACCCAACUUCGACAACCUGUACACUCCUCAGAAACCAGCGCAGCCACCUGGCCCUUCAGUGUCAAAAGCUUCAGCUCCGCCACCAAGAGUAAACGACGACAUAUUCCCAGAACUGCCCACAGUGCCAAGUAACACUCUACCUGACAUCGGUAACUCAGUUGGAGGGGGGUCGGCAGGUGGUGAUGAUGUUGAUUUCGAUGAUUUAACAAGACGAUUUGAACAGCUGAAGAAAAAGAAGUAA
Candidula unifasciata is the source of this 1077-nucleotide messenger RNA. NCBI's taxonomy places the organism in Eukaryota, Metazoa, Mollusca, Gastropoda, Stylommatophora, Geomitridae. The record is from the annotation of a GenBank genome assembly.